AUGGAGGGAAGGCGAGAAGAUGGGACUGGUGCUGCAAGCGAUAGUGGUGGCGCCUUCGCGGAGAGAAGGCAUGAGGACUCCUUUCAUGAUUCUUCUAAGAGUGCAUGGUACCUAUUUUUACUCACGGUAUCUAUUGGUGGGCAAGUCUCGUCCCUGCUCCAGGUUGUCUGGUCUGUGGAGCUCUCGAAUGGAUCGCCCUUUCUACUCUCCCUGGGUAUGAGCAAAGCGCUCCUUGCCGUUGUUUGGAUCGCGAGUCCCCUAGCUGGGACUUUGGUUCAGCCUUACAUCGGUAUCCGCAGUGACAACUGCCGUAGCCCGUGGGGUAAACGCAAGCCGUUUAUGGUAUUCGGUGGUGCGGCGACUAUCAUAUGCUUGCUUGCCCUUGCGUGGUCGCGAGAGAUGGUUGGUGGUUUCUUGUCUAUAUUUGGCGCAGAUCGUGAUUCGAACGGGACAAAGACGAUGAUUAUUAUCGUCGCAACUCUGUUCAUGUUUGCUCUUGACUUUGCAAUUAAUACGGUGCAAGCUGGCAUUCGAGCAUUUAUUCUCGACAACUGUCCCGCCCAUCAGCAAGAACAAGCCAAUGCCUGGGCUAGCCGUCUAACCGGCGUCGGCAACAUCCUAGGCUUUAUUUCCGGCUACACUGACUUGCCGAGGUACCUAUCAUUUCUCGGAAACACGCAGUUCCAAAUCCUUUGCGUCAUUGCAUCGGUUUCUCUUUUCAUCACAUUAGGCGCCAGCUGCAUAUACAUCAAAGAGCGUGAUCCCCGACUGGAAGGCCCGCCCAGUACAAGCGGACUGGGUGUAGUCUCUUUCUUCCGCCAUGUAUUCAAGUCUAUCCGCGAUUUACCACCGCAGAUUUCUCAGAUCUGCAAGGUGCAAGUCGCUGCUUGGGUGGGCUGGUUUCCGUUCCUGUACUACUCGACAACAUACAUCGGCCAGCUUUACGUGAACCCAAUUUUUGCAGAUCAUCCAAAUAUGUCAGAGGGUGAGAUCGAUGAGGCCUGGGAAGAAGCUACCCGCAUGGGGACAUUCGCGCUUCUUGUUUAUGCUGUGAUUUCCUUCCUUGCUAACAUUCUUCUUCCGCUUUUCGUCGUGCCUACCUAUGGGGCCACAUUGGGGUCUGCUGAAGACGAUAACGAGGGUUCAAUUGACAUUGCGAAUGGGGAGGGGGAUGCAGAUGAGCCUGCUGAACACCGUCGACUAUCAUUUUCCGGAAUUCCAAGCACUGCAGCUGAGCCACUUCUUGAUGCAGUGCCUCACAAGAGAGGACCUGCGGAGGGGAAGCCGACAUGGCUUGCUCGUCUCCAGAUCCCUGGAUUGACGCUCCGCCGUACAUGGCUCUUUUCUCACCUUUUGUUCGCGGCGUGCACGUUUAGCACGAUAUUCGUUUCCUAUUAUCCCGCAGGGUCGGUAAUUAUUGGCUUCCUUGGGAUCUGUUGGGCCGUGACGCUAUGGGCACCAUUCUCCCUCAUUUCCAAUGAAGUUGCCCUCAUUGAUAUUCAGCAUCGUCGCAAGCAUCGCGGGGCGGGAGCUCACAAUGUAGCCCAGGGCACUCCUUCAACCGCUCAUGGUUCUGGGUCAUAUGCAGCCGUCCCUGGGGAAGAUGAUCAUCAAGAUCACGAAAAUGAAGACACCGACGACCGUGAGCAUGAUCACGAUCUCGAAAACGGUCCACUCGGGUCUACAUCCGAAGACGAAAAUACUGCUCAAGCCGGCAUCAUCUUAGGUCUACACAAUGUGGCCAUCUCGUUCCCUCAGAUAUUCUCAAGUCUCGUCUGCAGCGCUAUAUUCAAAGCUGCUCAAAAACCACGAGGUGAGCCGUGGGAUGAUAGUGUGGGGUGGGUUCUACGAUUCGGCGGAGUCGCUGCACUCUGUGCCGCAUGGUUGACCAAGAAGCUAGCCGAGGGGACACGGUGA
Penicillium manginii is the source of this 1917-nucleotide messenger RNA. Its product is annotated as putative sucrose transporter. The transcript has 4 exons. The record is from RefSeq and is a predicted model, not a curated record. Lineage: Eukaryota; Fungi; Ascomycota; Eurotiomycetes; Eurotiales; Aspergillaceae. Gene Ontology annotation, molecular function: sucrose:proton symporter activity. Bases 1 to 1917 code for a protein of 638 amino acids. Gene Ontology annotation, cellular component: membrane.